Molecule: messenger RNA, 477 nt
Organism: Saccharomyces kudriavzevii IFO 1802
Lineage: Eukaryota; Fungi; Ascomycota; Saccharomycetes; Saccharomycetales; Saccharomycetaceae
Gene: MRPL19
Product: mitochondrial 54S ribosomal protein uL11m
Exons: 1
Coding region: 1-477 (158 amino acids)
Biological process (GO): translation
Cellular component (GO): ribosome; mitochondrial large ribosomal subunit
Molecular function (GO): large ribosomal subunit rRNA binding; structural constituent of ribosome
Source: RefSeq, a predicted model, not a curated record
AUGUCGCAGGCAGCAAAGAACGUGAUAGUGAAGCUGAUAGUAGGAGCAGGUCAGGCAGCGCCAUCACCACCCGUGGGGCCUGCACUGGGCUCUAAAGGUAUCAAGGCCAUUGACUUCUGUAAAGAGUUUAAUGCAAGAUCGGUUAAUUAUCAACCAGGCGUACCCGUCCCAGUACUAAUUACAAUCAAACCAGAUAGAUCAUUUACAUUUGAAAUGAAAUCUCCGCCCACCGGAUACUUGCUAUUGAAAGCUCUUAAAAUGGAAAAAGGACAUGGACAACCAAAUGUGAGUACAACCCUAACCGGCACACCCGUUAAGGGGCCACCUCGUAUUUUGGGGGAAUUAUCAUUGAAGCAUGUUUACGAAAUAGCCAAAAUUAAAAAGACCGAUGAAAGGCAUAAUUUGUUGGAAAUGGAAGGCGUCGUCAAGUCAAUAAUCGGCGUCGCGAAAAGUAUGGGUAUCAAAGUUGUGCCUUGA